AUGCACGCAAUAGCUGUAGUGUUGGCGUCUUGGUCCCCAGCACAAAUCAUUCUCAAUCCCCUCCAAUUAUCGACCUCACUCUUCUCAUGCCCCGCAAUUCGCGAACGGACCUAUCUUGUGCCACAAUUCAUCAACAAUUCUAGAUCUGUGCUGCUUCGAUAUCAUGUCAGGUCUCAUUAUUCUGGACCCACAAAGAUUCUCAAAUCUUUGAAUUUCCAACUGCAUCUGUAUUGGGACGCCGUCCAUGCCAACGACUCCGCCUCACCACCACGUUGCCGCCAUGCUACAUCACGUACAGGUCGCGUAACCCCCACCUUCGCAAACAACCAUGGCCGCCCAAAACCGACAACAACCGCCCAACGAACCACACGCAAGGAAAACGACAAACUGGCAAACGAUGACCCAACAACCACGACCGCCUGGCAACAGCAACCCAAUCAACGGAAUCGACGACCAGUGCCCACGACUAUCAACGAUGAGCGCCCACAGCAUUCAAUGAGCGCCCACGAUGAGCGCUCACAGCAAUCGACGACCAGCACCCACAACAAUUGA
Laccaria bicolor S238N-H82 is the source of this 552-nucleotide messenger RNA. RefSeq lists its product as uncharacterized. The record is from RefSeq and is a predicted model, not a curated record. Lineage: Eukaryota; Fungi; Basidiomycota; Agaricomycetes; Agaricales; Hydnangiaceae. The transcript has 3 exons. The coding region runs from base 1 to 552 and encodes 183 amino acids.